Messenger RNA from Pongo pygmaeus (Bornean orangutan), 2304 nucleotides. RefSeq names its product olfactory receptor family 2 subfamily V member 1 (gene OR2V1). Lineage: Eukaryota; Metazoa; Chordata; Mammalia; Primates; Hominidae. Gene Ontology annotation, cellular component: membrane. The coding region runs from base 124 to 1071 and encodes 315 amino acids. The transcript has 3 exons. Gene Ontology annotation, molecular function: olfactory receptor activity; G protein-coupled receptor activity. Gene Ontology annotation, biological process: G protein-coupled receptor signaling pathway. The record is from RefSeq and is a predicted model, not a curated record.
AGGCGACUCUGCUGAGUUUGCUCCCCUGGAGGGGACCCACCCACAGGACCUUGCCGUCUGUGUCCUGAGAGGCACAAGUGGCUGGUGCCUCUGGACAUGGUGGUGACAGUGAAUGACUAAGCCAUGGGAAGAUGGAUGAACCAGUCCUACACAGACGGCUUCUUCCUCUUGGGCAUCUUUUCCCAUAGCCAGACUGACCUUGUCCUCUUCUCCGUGGUUAUGAUGGUCUUCACAGUGGCCCUCUGUGGGAAUGUCCUCCUCAUCUUCCUCAUCUACAUGGACACUGGACUUCACACUCCCAUGUACUUCUUCCUCAGCCAGCUCUCCCUCAUGGACCUCAUGUUAGUCUGUAACUUUGUGCCAAAGAUGGCAGCCAACUUCCUGUCUGGCAGGAAGUCCAUCUCCUUUGUGGGCUGUGGCAUACAAAUUGGCUUUUUUGUCUCUCUUGUGGGAUCUGAGGGGCUCUUGCUGGGACUCAUGGCUUAUGACCGCUACGUGGCCAUUAGCCACCCACUUCACUAUCCCAUCCUCAUGAAUCAGAAGGUCUGUCUCCAGAUUACUGGGAGCUCCUGGGCCUUUGGGAUAAUAGAUGGAGUGAUUCAGAUGGUGGCAGCCAUGAGCUUACCUUACUGUGGCUCGAGGAGCGUGGAUCACUUCUUCUGUGAGGUGCCAGCUUUAUUGAAGCUGGCCUGUGCAGACACUUCUCUUUUUGACACCCUUCUCUUUACUUGCUGUGUCCUCAUGCUUCUCCUUCCCUUCUCCAUCAUCGUGGCCUCCUAUGCUUGCAUCCUAGGGGCUGUGCUCCGAAUACGCUCUGCUCAGGCCUGGAAAAAGGCUCUGGCCACCUGCUCCUCCCACCUGACAGCUGUCACCCUCUUCUAUGGGGCAGCCAUGUUCAUCUACCUGAGGCCUAGGCGCUACCGGGCCCCCAGCCAUGACAAGGUGGCCUCUAUCUUCUACACGGUCCUUACUCCCAUGCUGAACCCCCUCAUUUACAGCUUGAGGAACCGGGAGGUGAUGGGGGCACUGAGGAAGGGGCUGGACCGCUGCAGGAUUGGCAGCCAGCACUGAACCCAGAGUGUGGUGCCUGCUGUGCCACUUCUUGUCUGUGUCACAUUGGGAAGUCACUCAACCUUUGUGAGUGUCUGUUUCCAUUCACCUGUUGAUGGUCAUUCGAUGGUUUAUAGGUUUUGGCCAUUGUAAGAAAAGCCAUUAUGAACAUUUCUGUACCAAAAAAAAAAAAAAGGAAAAAAGAUAAUCAUGACACCUGUGCUCUGAGGGAUUUUGUAAAGAUCACAAUGUGUCAAUCCAAAGCUCCAUGAUGAAGCAAUAGCUUGCUAUUAUUGUCCUUGUUGAUUGUUUAUAACAUCCUUGGACUAAAUUUACUCUAUUUUUUAUUUUCUUUAUUUUAUUUUUUGUGUUUUUCUGCUCUUUAAUGCUAUAUUUCUUAAUUCUUCUUGGUAAUAGCUGUCUUUUAUUGGAUGCUUACUAAGUUCUAGGUUCCUGUUCCUUUUCUAUUCUUUCUAAAUUAUUUAAUUGACUUAGAUUAACACGUGGAUAUCUUAAGUGGAAACUUUCUAAAUGGCAGAAAUUGAGUCCCUAUAACUCUUCUUGGACAGUUCUUUGCCUUUUUCUAUGUUCAGUUAGAGGCUUUAUAAAACCUCCUUUAGGUAAUAAAAAUAAAUCUCUGCAGUUUAGUAGUUAUCCUUGCAGGGGGAAUAUCUUGUUUUUUUGUGUGUGUUAUGAAAGGAAAAUAUCUUGGGCCCCAAAUCACUAGGAUAAAGGGAAAAGUCAAGCUGGGAACUGCUCAGGGCAAAUCUACCUCCCAUUCUAUUCAAAGUCAUCCCUCUGCUCACUGAGAUAGAUGCAUCUUCUGAUUGCCUCCUUUGGAAAGGCUCGUCAGAAACUCAAAAGACUGCAACCAUUUGUCUCUCACCUACCUGUGACCUGGAAGCCCCCUCCCUGCUUCGAGUUGUCCCCGCCUUUCUGGACAGAAGCAGUGUAUUUCUUACAUAUAUUGAUCGAUGUCUCAUGUAUCCCUAAAAUAUAUAAAACCAAGUGUGCCCUGACCACCUUGGGCACGUGUCAUCAGGACCUCCGGAGGGCCGCGUCACGGGUGCGCGUCCUCAACCUUGAGAAAAUAAACUUUCUAAAUUAACUGAUACCUGUCUCAAAUGUUGGGGGUUCACAGUGUAUUACCAGUACCAGACCCUGUGCCUUAUAAAUAGCAGUUGCUCAGUAAAACAUUAUUGAAUGAAUGCAAGAAGAGAGCAUCAAGUGAGGUAAUAUAAAUGGAAGCAUUUU